AUGAAUAAAGAAAACCAUUCAGUGGUGACUGAGUUUAUCUUCAUGGGCAUCACACAGGACCCUCAGCUCCAGAUUAUCUUCUUUGUGAUCUUCCUCUUAGUCUAUCUGGUCAAUGUAGUGGGGAACAUUGGUAUGAUCAUCCUGAUUAUAACAGACACUCAGCUUCACACACCCAUGUACUUUUUCCUAUGCAAUCUUUCAUUUGUUGACCUGGGCUACUCCUCAGCCAUUGCUCCCAGGAUGCUGGCUGAUUUCCUAACAAAACACAAAGUUAUCUCCUUCUCUAGCUGUGCCACCCAGUUUGCUUUCUUUGUAGGUUUUGUGGAUGCUGAAUGCUAUGUCCUGGCUGCCAUGGCCUAUGACCGUUUUGUGGCCAUCUGUCGACCCCUCCACUACAACACUCUCAUGUCUAAGCGAGUCUGUUUGGUUCUCAUGCUGGGCUCUUACCUGGCUGGUCUGGUGAGUUUAGUAGCUCACACUUCCCUCACCUUCAGUUUGAGUUAUUGUGGUUCCAAUAUCAUCAACCACUUUUUCUGUGAAAUCCCACCACUCUUGGCCCUCUCUUGCUCAGACACCCACAUCAGUGAGAUCUUGCUCUUUAGUCUGUGUGGCUUCAUUGAAUUCAGCACCAUCCUCAUCAUCUUCAUCUCCUAUGCCUUCAUCCUCAUUGCAAUCAUCAGAAUGAGCUCAGCUGAGGGCCGCCUUAAGGCUUUCUCCACCUGCGGGUCUCACCUCACUGGAGUCACACUUUUCUAUGGCACAGUCAUGUUUAUGUACCUGAGGCCAACAUCCAGCUACUCACUGGACCAAGAUAAGUGGGCCUCUGUAUUCUACACUAUAAUCAUACCCAUGUUGAAUCCCUUGAUCUACAGUUUACGGAACAAGGAUGUGAAAGCUGCUUUCAAAAAACUAAUUGGGAAAAAAACUCAAAAAUGA
Phyllostomus hastatus (greater spear-nosed bat) is the source of this 936-nucleotide messenger RNA. RefSeq names its product olfactory receptor 1019. The transcript has a single exon. Gene Ontology annotation, cellular component: membrane. Gene Ontology annotation, biological process: G protein-coupled receptor signaling pathway; sensory perception of smell. The coding region runs from base 1 to 936 and encodes 311 amino acids. Gene Ontology annotation, molecular function: G protein-coupled receptor activity; odorant binding; olfactory receptor activity. The record is from RefSeq and is a predicted model, not a curated record. Lineage: Eukaryota; Metazoa; Chordata; Mammalia; Chiroptera; Phyllostomidae.